This is a messenger RNA of Scatophagus argus, 1483 nucleotides long. RefSeq names its product mitochondrial RNA pseudouridine synthase rpusd4-like. Bases 137 to 1300 code for a protein of 387 amino acids. The record is from RefSeq and is a predicted model, not a curated record. NCBI's taxonomy places the organism in Eukaryota, Metazoa, Chordata, Actinopteri, Scatophagidae. The transcript has 6 exons. Gene Ontology annotation, biological process: pseudouridine synthesis. Gene Ontology annotation, molecular function: pseudouridine synthase activity; RNA binding.
CUUGCGGAGAAUCAAGUUACUACGCCUUUAUUUUGAAAGGCGUGGCCCGGAUAUAGAUUAACGGAAAACACGCUUCCUCGGGAGUUUAUUUUUCUGUGUCCUAACUGAGAAGUGAGCUAUUUAUGUACACACUGCGAUGAAAAGUUGUAGGAAAAUAACAUGUAGUGACUGGAAAUCCGGCCUGAACACUAUCUACUCUUGGGUCAAACCACGGACAAAUUGCCGCUGGUGUCCGGUUACAGCAUCGUCCCUCAGCCGGGGCCAGGCCACCUUCGCCGAACAGUCUCAAAGCGCCGAGACAGGAGAGAAACCCCGACUGAGAGCGAUCGACCUGGCACGGAAGAUCCAGCAGGAGAAGGCGGCGACACAGGCGAAAGAGCCCCAGGUGUCCGGUCCGCAGAAGAGGGUGACGGAGCUGAAACGGAUCAGCCUGCAGCUACAAAACGUUCAUCCCAACGUGCUGGCCAAGCACCUCCACAAAAGCGUGCUGUACCAGGAUAAAGAUGUAGUUGUCAUCAACAAACCUUAUGGUGUACCUGUCCGAGAUGACUCUGGUGUCACGUCCAUCUCCUCUGUGCUUCCUGUUCUCUCCAAAAUGAUGGAUGGGAUGAAGAUUAAGUCUAGUUCUCAGCUGCUCCCCUGUCUGGGACUGGAGAAGGAGACAGCAGGAGCUCUCCUGCUGGCCAGGAGGGAAGAAGUAGUGGAGCACAUACUCAACCUUCACAGAAACAACCAAGUGCAGAGAAAGUACUGGGUCAUCACAGUUGGUGUACCUGUGCCAUCUGAAGGAGUGAUUGACAUUCCCAUGAGAGAGAGGGAGGUCACCGGCUCUCAGCCACACUAUAAGAUGGCUUUAAGCCCUGUGUUCAAAAUGAACAACGCAGGUGACGCCGUAACCAAAGUCCGAGCCCAUCGACAGGCUCAUCCAGCAGUGACUAAGUACAGAGUCCUGGACAGCAGCAGUGGUUGCAGCCUUGUUGAGCUCCAGCCCUUAACGAGUGUGAAGCACCAGGUUAGGGUUCACAUGGCAUUUGCUCUGACAUGCCCCAUUCUUGGUGACCACAAAUAUUCCCACUGGAGCAAACUAGCUCCCCAGAAAUUACCCGAACGUGUGCUGGGAAGGAUCGGACUGGAGCAGAGCAAGGUCCGGUAUCUUCCUCUUCAUUUGUUUGCUCGACAGCUGACGCUGCUAGGAAGCGGUGAAGCUGACAUCAGUGUGUCCUGUCCCAUGCCUAAAUACUUCAGACAAACACUGAAUCAACUGCAGUUAACUCCCCCUGACGAAAAUGACCCUGAAUAAUCUUUGCCAAGUUGCUAAAUGGGGGAACGUGGGUUGUGUGUACCAUUUAUAUUAAAUGGAAAAAUUAAAUUUGAUCAGGAUGGGUCAUUGUGAGGUUAUGUAAACUGAUGAAAGGAAAGACUGUAUCAAAUGACUGUUCAGUGGUUUACAACUCAUUUUAGUAAUAAACAGCAGAGAACUGUA